This is a messenger RNA of Parnassius mnemosyne (clouded apollo), 762 nucleotides long. NCBI's taxonomy places the organism in Eukaryota, Metazoa, Arthropoda, Insecta, Lepidoptera, Papilionidae. The record is from the annotation of a GenBank genome assembly.
AUGUCGACAAACUCAAAAACAGUGUACAGUGAAUACGGAAGUUCAUUAGAAGUUUGGAAAUAUUGCUUCAGAGCCAAUGAUGGACUCAGUGCAAAGUGCAAGGUGUGUGGGAAGGUUUUGAAAGCUAAAGACCGUUCUCCAAAAGGCUUACACACACACUUGAAGUCUAUACAUAACAUUGAUUCGAAAAAAAAGGUUGAGGAUGUUCAGAUUGUGGAAAUUGUAGAAACUUCAAUGACGACUCCGGUUGCCGGGCCAGUAGCGCCAGAGCCAGCAGCUUCUGGACCAGCUUCUUCUUCAGAUAGUACUCUUCAGCAAUCAAAAUCAUCAACUGUACCUAAAAAGCGAAAAAUUACGGACCAUUUCCACAAAGAAGAUACUUCGAAGGAAAUUAUGGGACACAAAUUACCGUCAUCUCCUAAACUUAAGGUAAUUACUUACGGAAAGACAUUAAAAAUAAAACUUAAACAAGAACUUUCUCAGCUAAAGGAAGAUAACUACAGAUACAGAUUUACAUUAACCUUCGAUGAGUGGACUUCCUCUAGAAAUAAACAUUACAUGAACGAGAAUGUCCACACAUGCAAAGAAAAUGAAGCCAUAUUUUGGAGUUUAAGCUUGAUCAGAAUAUACGGCAGUAUGCCUGCCGAAACUGCAGUGGAUCUUUUGAAGAACAGACUUUCAGAAUUUGAAUUGUCUCUUGACGAUGAUGUAGUCAACAUUACAACAGAUGGGGCUAAGGUAAUGAUCAAAUUAGGACGAUGA